AUGACCUACAAUAGGAUUGAUGCAUUGAAUCAUGUUCAAGUGUCUCCUUGGUACGACUGCUUCCGGCCCGUUCAUCUUCUUCGUAGCCCACUUACAAAUCAAGCAUCAUUUGAACACAUUGUGGCUUGGAUGUUACCAAGGGGCAGACUUCCAGCGUAUCCUGUGAAUCUAGGGCAACAGGGUGUAGUACGGCAAAACGCUUCCAUCUCUGGAGCACUGCGAAUAACUACAGAAUCGAGCUUCCGAAUGUCUUCAGAAACGCUUCUGUAUCCAGUCUUCGUUGUCGCCUUCAUCGUACUACCUCUUCCGGGCCCACACUCUCGUGGCUGGCCAGAGCCAAUGGUUAUUGAGGCAGAAAGUCAGCGAUAUCUAGGCCUUGAUGAGCUGGUAAAUAUUGGAAUAGGAACUGGAGAAUAUAAAGGCCAGCCUGGUUACUGGAUAACAGCGUAUCGACCUCUCACCACACGAAUGAUCGAAAAUAUGAAGCUAGACUCUCAAAGAUGGCAACAGAAUUUCAUUCAUAUGCAGACUCGAUACCUCUUUCAGGAAGGGUACAUUGGACUCAGAGAGGAGUUCACUGGGAUGCAAGAUACCGCCAUCUGGAUACCCUAA
Lindgomyces ingoldianus is the source of this 612-nucleotide messenger RNA. RefSeq lists its product as uncharacterized. The coding region runs from base 1 to 612 and encodes 203 amino acids. NCBI's taxonomy places the organism in Eukaryota, Fungi, Ascomycota, Dothideomycetes, Pleosporales, Lindgomycetaceae. The record is from RefSeq and is a predicted model, not a curated record. The transcript has 8 exons.